Myodes glareolus (Bank vole) is the source of this 1620-nucleotide messenger RNA. NCBI's taxonomy places the organism in Eukaryota, Metazoa, Chordata, Mammalia, Rodentia, Cricetidae. The record is from RefSeq and is a predicted model, not a curated record.
GCUAGUCUGCACCAGCCCUCUGUAGACUCAAGACUCUUUCGGGACACCUCAGGGACACACGCGUCCACAGCUCCUUACCCUGGGCAUCACCAUGCGGUCCCUGUGGCUCUGCUGGGCACUCUGGGCAUUGUCCCUGGUUGGCCCUGGGGCAGCUCUGACUGGAGAGCAGGUUCUGGCCAGCCUACUGCAACAGCUGCAGCUUAGCCAGCCCCCGGUCUUGGACAAGGCUGAUGUGGAAGGGCUCGCCAUCCCCUCCUAUGUGAGGGAUCAGUACGUGGCCCUGCUACAGCACAGCCGUGCCAGCCACUCCAGAGGGAAGAGGUUCAGUCGGAACUUUCGAGAGGUGGCAGGCAGGUUCCUGGUGUCCGAGACCUCCACAUAUUUGCUAGUGUUCGGCAUGGAGCAGCGGCUGCCGCCUAAUAGCGAGCUGGUGCAGGCUGUGCUGCGGCUGUUCCAGGAGCCGGUCCCCACAACUGCUCUCCGGAGGCAAAAGAGGCUGUCCCCACACAGUGCCCGGGCUCGGGUCACCAUUGAGUGGCUACGCUUCCGUGAAGACGGCUCUAACCGUACAGCCCUCAUCGAUUCCAGGCUCGUGUCCAUCCACGAGAGCGGCUGGAAGGCCUUCGACGUGACGGAGGCAGUGAACUUCUGGCAGCAGCUGAAUCGGCCGAGGCAGCCAUUGCUGCUGCAGGUGUCGGUGCAGAGGGAGCAUCUGGGCCCGGGGACGUGGAGCGCACACAAGUUGGUCCGUUUCGCUGCUCAAGGGGCGCCGGGCAGCGAGGGGCGGGGCGAGCCCCAGCUGGAGCUGCACACUCUGGACCUCAAGGACUACGGGGCUCAAGGCAAUUGUGAUCCCGAGGCGCCUGUGACUGAAGGCACUCGAUGCUGUCGCCAAGAAAUGUAUCUGGACCUGCAGGGGAUGAAGUGGGCAGAGAACUGGAUCCUUGAACCCCCAGGGUUCCUGGUCUAUGAGUGUGUGGGCAGCUGCCUGCAGCUGCCAGAGUCCCUGACCAUCAAGUGGCCAUUUCUGGGGCCACGGCAGUGCGUUGCCUCAGAGACGACCUCCCUGCCCAUGAUUGUCAGCAUGAAGGAGGGAGACAGGACCAGGCCCCAAGUGGUCCACCUGCCCAACAUGAGGGUGCAGGAGUGUAGCUGUGCCUUUGAUGGGGCUCUCAUACCCAGGAGGCUGGAGCCAUAGACAAAGGAAGUGGCCUCCCCAACGAUGUGACUUUCAUGUUUAUCCGAAGUGUUCUAUUGUACUGAGAGAAGGGGAUUCUGAAUCCCUGAUGGGCUAAUGCCCUGUCUGUGUUCUUUGCUGAGCUCUCCAAGCUCUUCCCCUAAAUUUUACCUUUGUUAUGAGGAAUGUGACUCGCUGGCCACUAGGGGGCCCUACCUAGCUGUCUCUGUUCUUAUUGUUCACUGCACUGUAUGUUAAAGCACUUAACAUGUAUAGUUACUGUAAGCUAAGGACAGAAUUCCUAAUUGCCAUCGUUCCCUUAACCUGUCACUGAGCCCCAGUGACUUUGUGACUUUUGCCCUAAGACACAGAUGUAUCAAAAAUGCUCAACCUAGGUAAUACGUACUUUGCUAGAUGUGAAUAAAAUAUGUUUUGUUCUGUAA